Molecule: messenger RNA, 848 nt
Organism: Vitis riparia (riverbank grape)
Lineage: Eukaryota; Viridiplantae; Streptophyta; Magnoliopsida; Vitales; Vitaceae
Exons: 1
Coding region: 68-559 (163 amino acids)
Source: RefSeq, a predicted model, not a curated record
UUUGAACUACCUCUCAAUCAGCGGUACCUCUUCGAUCAAACAAAAAAGGAGAAGAAGAAACACAGAGAUGGAUUCAGCUGCAACCCAAAGAUUGAUUUCUCUAGCAGCAACUUUCUGCCUAAUCCUCAUACAUACACCUCCAGCCAACUCCUUCAAUAACACCCCAUCGGCAUAUGACGUUCUUGAGGCCUACAACUUCCCAAUUGGCCUUCUUCCCUAUGGGGUCAGAGGCUAUGAUUUCAACGACACAACAGGUCAAUUUUCAGCCUAUUUCAGUCAUAGUUGCAGCUUCUCUGGAGGCUUCUACCAAUUGAAGUACGAGCCCACCAUCAAAGGUUACUUAUCAAAUGGCAUGCUAUCUAGCCUGGAAGGCGUCAGUGUGAAGUUGUUCUUUUUGUGGAUAGACAUAUCAGAGAUCAUCAGGAAUGGAGAUGGUCUUGAUUUCUAUGUGUGGAUUCUGUCCACCAGGUUUCCUGUUGACUACUUUGAGGAGCCUCCUCAAUGUGGGUGUGGCAUAAAUUGCAGUCCUAGGCAAGUAAGGAAGCUUAGAGCAAAUUAACCCUUUUGUUUCAUCCUCUUAUUAGGGGAAUUCAAUUGAGUCAAGUGCCGUACCUGAAUUUCUUUGAGAUUUUUGCUGGAUUAAUUUAUGUGGGUUGUGCUUAUUAUGAUGAAUUAUUGUUGUUUAUAGUUGAUCUUGGGAUGCCCGGCAAAAUAAAGCAGUAUUCCUUUUGAUAAAUGUGAAAAGAAGGGGAAAGUUAUAUGUUACCUUAUUCCUCAUAUAUAUAAGGUACAGAAUGUAAGUUAUGUAAUUAUAUAUGUAUAUAUCACAUACAUUUUUCAUCGAUUCA